UCGCGUCCCGAGGUCGCCAUCUUAGGUGUGGCGCGCACCCCUCGGACAUUGGUCCAGAGUUCACUUUCUUCAACCCGAUUCUGUUCCUUUGAUCUGCUUUUUUACUUCGUAUUUUAGCCCCAUCGUCUUAACUCUGCUCCCAUUUUAAGGUUGGAGGGGUUGUUAGCAGCGACAAGCGUUUAGCCUCCUUUGCAUUGAUUUACCUACCUGUUUUCCUCCCUCCCUCUAAAUUGUAUUUUAAUUAGUUUUGUUCUUAUAUUCUUUUAUUGGCUUCGUUGUAAGCUACCUCUCGCGCAGGCAAGGUAGGAUACAGUGACCCAGGUGGUUUUGUAUAAGGAAGAUGCCUCCCAAAAUUCAAGACAAGGGUUUGAAUCCUGCCAUGGCGGCCUGCGUCCUGGGGAUCGACUUGGGCACUUCAUCGGUGAAAACCAUCCUGCUGCAAGAGAUGGAGCAGGGACCCACUGUGAUCGCAAGCUGCGCCAGGGAAACCCAGGCUCAGGUGGAGAGCCCCAGUGCCGGGCCACAGGGGAACGAGCAAGAUGUCCGCAAAAUUGUCGCGGCCUUGAAUGACUGCCUCGCCGGUCUCCCCCAGGAACUCCUGGGAAGGGUUUGCCGCAUUGGCGUUACCGGACAAAUGCACGGAGUCGUGUUUUGGAAAACAGGUCAAGGUUGCAAGUGGAUCGAAAGCGGGCACGGGCGGACGUUUGAGCCUGAAGAGGUCAGUCACCUGAUCACAUGGCAAGAUGGCCGCUGCAGCAGCCCCUUUCUGUCCUCACUGCCUCAGCCGCAGUCGCACCUCAGCGUGGCCACGGGCUUCGGCUGCGCCACAAUCUACUGGUACUUGAAAAACAGCCCAGAUUUCCUGAAGCGUUAUGAUGCUGCCGGCACCAUCCAAGACUACGUUGUGGCCAUGCUGUGUGGCCAGGAAAGGCCACAGAUGUCUGUCCAGAACGCAGCCAGCUGGGGCUACUUCAACACCACAAGCAAAAGCUGGAAUAUGGACAUCCUGAAAGAGUCCCACUUCCCCAUCCGCCUGCUUCCUGAAGUGGUCCAGCCGGGAGAACUGGCCGGGGAGACCGCCUGCGUGUGGCACCAGGUACCAAAGGGGACGGAAGUCGGGGCUGCAUUGGGGGACUUCCAGUGCUCGGUGUUCUCCUGCAUGUCCGACAGCACAAGUGCAGUCCUCAACAUCAGUACUUCUGCGCAACUCACCCUCCUGAUGCCUUCGGGCUUCCAGCUGGCUGAUUCCCCGAACCCUCGUUCCCCGUUGGCCUACUACCCGUACUUCAACAACACCUACCUGGUGGUGGCUGCUUCCCUCAACGGCGGCAACGUGGUGGCGACAUUCGUGAACAUGCUCGUGCGGUGGAUGGCUGAGCUGGGACUCCAAGUCCCAGAAUCGGAUCUCUACCCGCGUAUAAUCAGCGCUGCCUUGGCCCAAACGGACACCGACCUCAACAUCUGCCCCACCAUCUUUGGCGAGAGGCACAUGCCGGAAAGGUUGGCCUCAGUGAUGGGCAUCGCGGCCUCCGACCUCUCCCUGGGCCACGUGACCCGGGCGCUGUGCCACGGCGUGGUCCAGAACCUGCACUCCAUGCUGCCUUCGCAGCACCUGAAGGAAGCCGGGGUCACGCGGAUCCUGGCCAGCGGGAGCGCCCUGGGCAAGAACGAGGUGAUGCGUCAGGAAGUGGAGAAGGCCUAUCCAUUUCCCGUGGUCUAUGGGAGAAAUGUGGAUGCAGCCGUGGGCGCCGCCUUGGCCAUGCUGCGCAGGAAGUGACCUUGGGGCCACAAGAAAGCACUUCCUCUGGAAAGCGGGGUCGUGAACGCAUAGAGGGCCAAAAGUUGCGGGGCAGAGGGAGAAAGGGAAGGCGAGAGAGUAGGCACCCCCUACCCCGGAAUAAAAAUGCAGUGGAUUCAGAACGAUCCCAUCUGUCUACCCAAAAAUCAGGUCCUUCCUGGAGCUAUCUGCUCCCCGCACAUCCCUGGCAGUAGAGGGGUUAAUGCAGGCCUCAGACACCACUGAAAGUUUUUUUGGGAAGACUUUUGUUGCCCAUUCUGUACCCCCUCCCCUCCAAGUUAUAUACAGGCCGUUCUGUGUUUCCAUUGCAAAAAGGAACCAGAUAUUUAUUCCUCUGUUUUUGCAGUCAUCUGCUAUUCUGUUAUAGGGACAGGGAAGUGAUGCCUUCAGAUCUCGCCAGACUCUUUGUUGGCGCCUGUGAUGGCAGCCAUGGGCCUUUGAGAGUUUCCUUCCUUUUGCAGAUCUUCGGGGUGGAUCAAACCCUGUGCAGCAGUACAUUCUAAAAUUAAAUCUGGGAGGUGGAGAACACCCCCCCACACACCCCGGGUUUGUUAUUCCUCUUGCCUUCGGUAGGUUUUGUGGAGGGGUUUCCCAUACUGAAGAGGAACCCCUCCGCCCUUGCAUACAAGAAGCAUUUCUGCUUCGUAGUGGCUGAAGAUGUCUCAGUGCAACAGGAAUAAGAAAACUCGCCUGUGCUGAUUUUUGUGCUGUUGUCGUCCUUGCCUCUCUCUCCGGGCCACCUGGAGAGUGCUCAUGUCUCUCCAAGUGGGGAGGGAAAAUGGGGCUUGGAGCCACAAUAUGGGGGGAAGGAAGCAGUCAGAUGGAAACAACAGCCCGGAGUGAAGCUGCGUCCGUAAUAACUCAGGGAUGGGGCAUCUAUAGCCCUCCAGUUUGGAUGGCAUUUGGAUACGUACAAAUUUUGAAGCAUAGCUGUGUUUCGGUUCUCAUACCAUUCCAGAAAGUGCGGGUUUGAUUGGUUUCGCAAUAAACGCACACCGAAUCAAAUUGCUCCAUCCCAGGGAGAGACCCGUGGUUUUCUCAGCGCAUCAGUGAUGCAAUCUACUAAUUAACCCUAAACAUUUAAAAGCACCCUUUUCAGUGGCGGAUUGUCAAAACCAGCACCAUGUGUAUGUAAACGUCAGGAUUGAAGUGAGAAAGGUUUUUGCUAAAAGGUCUGGCUCUGAGACCCUUAACAGUUUUCAAGGGGGUCCAUGAAUCUUGUCAACGUACGGAAACAGUUCUAGGUGUAAGAGGCUGGCUGAAGUGUCCUAAAUGAGCAGGUGCCAGUUUUUUAUUUUUGAUAUAUUUAUCAAAUGCAGCGUCCACAGGGUUGCACUUGUUUUAUCUCAAAUCAGAGAAGCACCAAACACAUCGCAAAAUGCAACAGGAACGCUUUUAAGAGUUUAAAGUGGGGGUUGGCACCUUUUGGCCCAGUGGCCAAAUGCAGCCCUCCAGGCCUUUGACAGGCCCUUGGGACUCCCUCCCUAGACCCCACCCCUUCUCUCCCAAGCAACACACCCCACCAGCUCUGCUAUUAACUCUUAAACUUCCUCUCCCCCGCCCCAACUAGAAAUAUGUCCUUGCCCUCUGAUAAUGCCCUCUACUUGCCAGGACGGAGCAUAGAUUGAGGUGGGGGUGGUUGUAGAAACUAGCCAUCUGUACAAAGGUGACAGUGGCAUUCACUGCUCUGCCUACCACUGACACGUGGACCCCAGAAGGGCUGCUCAGAUGGGAGCGUGGUCCUCAGACACAAAAAGAUUCCCUAUCCCAGAGCAGAGUAAUGCUGUGCCGGAUAGAUCAGUGGCUUGAUUCCUGGCAAGGUAGCUUCCUGUGUGGAUAAUGGGCCUUGAAAACACAUCAGCAGUACUGAAACUCCCCUUUAAAGCACAGGUCGCUAACCUCGCCCCCUUCCCUCCACCAAUUUGAGCCUUCCAUCAAGAGAGCUUUGCGACAAAUGGUGCAUUUCCGUUGCUUUUUUAUUGCUGCCAUUAUCAUUUCUGCUCUCUGUCGUUUUUCCCGGUCGCUUUUUCUUUUUUAAUUACUUAUUCCGCAGAGGGCUCUUUGGAAGUGUGGCCUGCCUCAGAGGAAAGAGUCGAGACACCAGUCUGGCUGCGGCCGUGGGGCUGGGCCCUCAAAGAUGCAUGCAGACGGGAAGAUGAGAUCAGAGUCUAUACGGCCCCAUUUUUCUCCUCCUUUGAAGGGAAGAGCUCUGGCUCAGUGGCAGAGCAUGCGCUCUGCGUGAGGAGGUUCCCAGAUUCCACCCUUAAUGUCUCCAGGUGGGGCUUGGAAAGAGAACCCCCGCCUAAAAUUCGGGAAAGCUUCUGCCAGACCCUGUAGGCUGUAUACUGUGUUAGGUGAUCUGGUUCAAUAGAAGGCAGCUGUUCCUAUUCAAUCAUUCUUUAGUUCAGAACCAUGAGGACUAGAAUCUUGGCUUUAUUUUUUAACGGAAGAGCUGUAGCUUAGUGAUAGAGGUCCCAGGUUCAGAAGGGGUCUCGGGUUCCCUGGCAUCUCCUGGUAGGGACUGGGAAUGUCCCCUGCCUGAAACCCCGGAGAGCCACACUGCCAGUCAGUGUGGGCAGUACUGGAACCAAUGGUAUGAGGCAGUAUGAUGUAGCUCCCUCUAGCUCCUCCAUUCCUCUUUCCUAGCUAAGGAUCAGAUUUUAAUGAUCGCUCAGCCCCGUAUACUACAUUUUUCAGACCAGUGGCCACCUUCCCUUCUGCACAGCCUUCUGGAGGCCAGAGGCAAAAGUAGGCAGAGAAUGGAUACGGUAGGCUGCAAAGGAGUGUGGUUGUGCAGAAACCUGUGACUAUUCGAGCCCCAGAUGAUGGCUGCAAUUUAAAUGUAUUUUUUCCAUUGUCUCAGGAAAUGUGAAAUGUCUGCCACUAAACUGUAAGUGUGCUGGGGAGUGGGGAAUAAAAUCCCGAGCAAAGAUUUA
Podarcis raffonei (Aeolian wall lizard) is the source of this 4734-nucleotide messenger RNA. RefSeq names its product sedoheptulokinase (gene SHPK). The coding region runs from base 341 to 1777 and encodes 478 amino acids. Gene Ontology annotation, molecular function: sedoheptulokinase activity. The transcript is spliced from 8 exons. The record is from RefSeq and is a predicted model, not a curated record. Gene Ontology annotation, cellular component: cytosol. NCBI's taxonomy places the organism in Eukaryota, Metazoa, Chordata, Lepidosauria, Squamata, Lacertidae. Gene Ontology annotation, biological process: cellular response to lipopolysaccharide; carbohydrate metabolic process.